Messenger RNA from Sorghum bicolor (sorghum), 2253 nucleotides. Its product is annotated as autophagy-related protein 16. Gene Ontology annotation, molecular function: protein binding. Gene Ontology annotation, biological process: autophagosome assembly. Lineage: Eukaryota; Viridiplantae; Streptophyta; Magnoliopsida; Poales; Poaceae. The record is from RefSeq and is a predicted model, not a curated record. The transcript has 5 exons. The coding region runs from base 16 to 1743 and encodes 575 amino acids. Gene Ontology annotation, cellular component: autophagosome membrane.
UUGAGCCAAAGGCCCAUGUUCGGGCCCACGCUAUCCAGCACGAGUCCGAGUCCACUUGCGGGCCCGGGCGCCGCCUCCGCUUCUUCGUCUUCCUCUUUCUUCUGGUUUCGGCUAGUCUUCAACGAAGACCCAACCGAGGCGCCCUGGCCGUGGCUGAGAACUGAAGCCACCGGACGCGCGGCCUCCAUCUCCCCUGCUGCUGCCGAAAUCCACGGGAGAAUGACGAUGGCCGAGGCCGAGGCUGGUAGGGCGGCGAUCCGGCGCGCCCUGCGGUCGCUGAAACGGAGGCACCUCGCCGAGGAAGGGGCGCACAGCCCGGCCAUCGAGGCGCUAACCCGUCCCUUCGCCGCUCACGCUUUGGAGUGGAAAGAGAAGGCUGAGAAGCAUGAGGUGGAGCUGCAGCACUGCUACAAGGCACAAUCCCGGCUCUCUGAGCAGCUUGUAACCGAGAUAGAAGAAGGUAAAGCAUCAAAAGCACUGCUCAAAGAGAAAGAAGCGAUGGUUACAAGUUUGCAGGCUGAACUUGAGAAGUCAAGCGAAGAGAAUGUACAACUGAAGCAGUCACUUGACGAAAAAACAAAAGCCUUAGAUCUUCUCAUUCAAGAGCAUCAGACAGUGAAAGCCGAACAUGAACAAGCAUUGACGAAACUAAAAGCUGCAGAGGAUGAGAACCAAAGUCUGAUCGAUCGAUGGAUGCUAGAGAAGAUGAAGGACGCAGAGAAGCUCAACGAGGCCAAUGCAAUGUAUGAGGAGAUGGUUCUAAAGCUAAAGACAGCUGGAGUUGGUGGUAUACAACUUAACGCACAGCAAGAAGCUGAUGGCAUCAUACGGCGUUCUGAAGCUGGUUACAUGGAAACAUCAAUCCCAUCAACAUGCACAGUAACUAUUCGUGCUCAUGAUGGUGGGUGUGGAUCUUUGAUGUUUGAGCAUAACUCAGACAAGCUAAUUAGUGGGGGCCAGGAUCAAACUCUUAAGAUAUGGAGUGCAUCUACUGGUGCCUUGACCUCCACCCUACAUGGUUGCUUGGGGUCUGUUAAUGAUCUUGCCGUGACCAAUGAUAACAAGUUUGUGGUCGCUGCCUGUAGCUCCAAUAAGCUGUUUGUGUGGGAAGUUAAUGGGGGACGUCCUCGUCACACUCUGACUGGUCACACAAAAAAUGUUUCAUCUGUUGAUGCAAGCUGGGUGAAGAGCUUUGUUGUUGCUAGUUCAUCCAAUGAUCGUACUAUCAAGACUUGGGAUCUACAGACAGGUUUCUGCAAAAGCACCAUAAUGUCUGCAAGCAACCCCAACUCACUAGCUUUCAUUGAUGGUGACAUCAUUUGUUCGGGCCAUAGGGAUGGAAAUCUUCGGCUAUGGGAUGUCCGUAGUGGGAAAUGCACUACACAGAUAGCUGCUCAUCUAGAUGUCACCUCGGUCUGCGUGUCACGGAGCAAAAAUUUUAUUCUUACAAGUGGGAGAGAUAAUGUGCACAACCUUUUUGAUGUUAGAACAUUGGAGAUUUGUGGAACAUUCAGGGCCAUGGGUAACAAAGUGGUGGGCAGCUGGAGCAAACCUUGUAUUAGCCCUGAUGAAAAUUGCAUCGCUGCUGGUUCUUCUGAUGGAUCUGUUUACAUAUGGUCGAGACUGAAGAAUGGAACACCAACCAUCCUAGAGGGUCAUUCUUCACCUGUUCUCGCAAGUGCAUGGUGCGGACUAGGACCUCUUGCUACCUCGGACAGGAAUCAUAUUUAUCUCUGGUCUUGAGAGAUGUACAAUUUUAUAAAGGCAUCCCAUCCAAGAUCUGGACACUGGAGGGUUUCACUUCAUCAGUAUGCUAAUAUGUGCUCUCUUUAAUUCUUGAUGACACUAGUUUUCAUGUGAAUGGAUUAACUGGUUUCUGAACGUUGUAAAUACCAGAAGUGAUUGUUCAUCAUACUGAUGACUGCUUCAGUUCGCCGCCUGUGUAAUGGUUUGCGAGGUUUUGAUGGCUGAAAUUUCUUGAUAUUUGUGGUUCAGUUUGGUGCUACUUUAAGGCUGAACUUUUGAAACACCAGUCAGCUUGGCAAACAUCGUCCAGCAUUAAGGAAAAUGACAUUGACAUAGGAAUAGUUUCUCCAUAGCACUUCUAAUUUGAAUGUGUUUGUUAAUUUUGCUCCAAUUAAUUUAUUCAGUUAAGAAAUUCUGGGCUAACUUCUGUGGCAUUCUGAGUGUAACCUGACAGUAGUUCCUAUCUGUAAAGUUACGUCAGGGUGCUAAUGGCAUAUCUGCUGAAAA